Molecule: messenger RNA, 4787 nt
Organism: Priapulus caudatus
Lineage: Eukaryota; Metazoa; Priapulida; Priapulimorpha; Priapulimorphida; Priapulidae
Product: PDZ domain-containing protein GIPC3-like
Exons: 6
Coding region: 132-1238 (368 amino acids)
Molecular function (GO): protein binding
Source: RefSeq, a predicted model, not a curated record
CCAAAUUUGUCUACCGUGUCAAUGUCGAUGUUUCUAUGAUUCACUGAUUGUGAGGUGGAUCCGUUGAUUUCAAUAUAAUUUGGACGAUACUUGUACAUGCUACGCCAUUCGCUAUAAACGUACAUGUGAACAUGCCCUUUUUUAGUAAAAAGAAGAAUAAGGAUAGUGCGGAUGGACACGGUGUCGGCGAGGAUAAACAUGACUCUUCGUACAAAGAUGGCGCCGGAAGUGGUUACGGGGCUGCAUUACCAAAUUCUGAGCCAAAAUCCUCACCGACAAGACCACACACUCAAGCACAACCACCUAGGACACAGCAGUCUAACGGGACACCACAGCCCAAUGAAGGAAAUCAUCAGGAAACAUCCCGUCAACGACUAGUAUUUCACGUGCAACAAGCCCAAGGCAGCCCUACCGGGAUCAUCUCAGGUUUUACCAACGUGAAAGAGUUGUACCAAAAGAUUUCCGAGUGCUAUGAUUUUGUGGUAUCAGACAUACUCUACUGCACAUUAAACACUCACAAGAUAGAUAUGUCAAGGUUGCUGGGUGGUCAAAUCGGACUCGAUGAUUUUAUAUUUGUCCAUCGAAAAGGCCAGGCGAAGGAAAUUGAAAUCACGAAAACCGACGAGGCAUUAGGACUGACUAUCACAGAUAAUGGAGCUGGGUAUGCUUUUAUCAAGCGCAUCAAAGAAGGAAGCACAAUGGAUGCCAUUACUCAUGUUUGUGUUGGUGAUCACAUUGAGAAGAUAAAUGAUAAGUCUCUGAUUGGUGCACGUCAUUUCGAAGUGGCAAGAAUGUUAAAGGAAAUACCGAAAUUCUCAACGUUUACGUUACGACUCGUGGAACCACGCAAAGCUGGGUUUACUGAAAUUGGCCCCAGAUCAAAUCCUGGAAAGUCUAAGAGUGGAAAGCUUGGCACAGGAAAGGAGACGCUGCGUCUGCGCAGUAAUGGCCCAGCAAAAGUAGAACAGGCACCUGAUGAACUGGUUGUCAUGGCAAUUGAGAAGAUAAACAGCCUACUAGAGUCAUUCAUGGGCAUCAACGACAUUGAAUUAGCACAAACCAUCUGGGAGCUUGGGAUAAACAAGGAGAACACCCAUGACUUUGCCUUCGCUGUUGACGAAAGUGACCUUGCAGCAUUCGGCUUCACAGAUGACUUCAUUUUUGAUCUGUGGGGUGUGAUAGGUGAUGUAAAAUCAGGACGCUUAAUUCCAGACCAAGGAGGUUCAGCGAAUUUCUAACUAUACAUUGGCCCAGGUGCUAAUGACUGCUACUGGUGAAAAAUCAGCAAAAAUAUAUUUUUUAAAUCAAUUGGGGUGGGGGUUGUGAUUGUAAGCAUUCUAUAACUAAUCAAAUUAAUUGACAUGUUAUUUUAGCAGGAUGCAAUUUGCAAUAUUUUUCAGGUGUUAACAUAAGUAAAAACGUGCUGCAAAGUGGUCAUGGCUAUUUUCUUAUACAGGUAGGUACAGUAAUGACCUUUUCAAAGUUACCUAAAAAAUUGUAAAUAACAAGAAAGUCGCAACUCGAUAACACAUCGCAGCAAUGCCUUUGAGUCCAAACACGCAAUAUGCGCUUCUUUUGUUUUUCGUGGUUCAUUGUGGGUGGAAUGAUAGCAUUUAAUUGCAUUAUAAUUUGGUCUUGUUUUACGACUUCAUUUUACAACCCUGUUUUACUGGAACCUAACCCUGUCGCGAAAUGGAACCUGCCUGUAUUUCACUUGGAGGCGUUUAUUAGGCAAAGACGUACCUCAUUUCGGUGUGUGUACCACUUUUUCACAUUAAUUAAAUGACAGCACGAUCAAGCAUUCUGAAUUUUUUAAAGUUAAUUUGUGGUUGAUUUCUGUUGCAUACUAGUUGUUCCUGUUUGAUAUCAUAAGUAAUUAAUGUGUUUUUUCAAAUCUAGGUUAUUCAUUGUAAAUAACAACAUUUCUAAUAAUUUUUCAUGCAAACGAUGUAUGCCUAUGUUGUGCUUUGACUGUUUGUGGAGGCAAAUUUUAGACCAAGAAGUUGUAAUAGUUAAGAUAUAUUAUAUCUGGCUGCUUAAACUUAAAUUUAAAUCAUGAUCAUUGCAAUUUUUUAUUAUUUAAAUGACUACUAUAUUCCUAAAAAGUCUUAGAUUCCUAUUUGUUAAUUGUAAUUAUAAUGCUAAUUGUUGGUUUAACAACACCACACAAGCUAAAAUAUUCGUUAAUUAGGCCAAAACAAUUUUAAUUUUUUAAUAUUUUUUUUUACUUUAAAGAAAAUUGACAAUAAAAUGUUUAGGGUCGCUGGGAAUAAAUAGGGUCGGUCGGGAAACGGUAACCACACCUAUAUUUUGUUUUGGCCUUACCAAACUUAUCCAGCUCGGCUGAUGUUAUUGGGGCUGGUUAUUUCAUUAGUCUGUCAGAAAACUAAGGUUGUGACUGCAUGCAAUUAUUUAUCGAGUUUUCGACAUCGAUCACCAUUUCCUCUAUUCUAUGGCAGCACACUUCCAAUAGACAUCGUUGUUUUAAUGUUACAUGACCAGUUAGUGCAAGCUCAUUGAUCACCUUGGCAGUACCAUCUUAACCUUUCUUUGUGUCCCCCCUCACGAUUGAUUUUUUUAUGUACCAAAACAGUUGUUGUGAAUAGCCAAUAUGUUUAAGUUCGACGGAAGUUGUUGAAAAAUGACACUUUGUAUUUUGCUGCUACAUAUAAACAUUUUAGAAUAAAUACAUGAUUUUAUUGUGUUAAAAUUAAGGUGCAGUGUGUGUGUUAGGUUUCAAUACUAGUUUGUCAUUGGUUUUGGCAAUGGUGGCAUUUCGGUAGUUUCAAGCGGUGCUGCGGGAUGUCAGCAGUGUGUAGAAUGAAUUUGCAAGAUCGUAGGUUGCCGAAUCUGUGCACCAAUGUACAACAUGGUUUCGAUGACACAAUGGUGAAUGGCGCAAUGGCACUGGUUUAAUUUUUCUGUGGGAGUCUGCCCUUCAAUUAGUAUGUAUAAAGCUUAUAUUCUUACUCUUUUUACCGAAAUUCAAAACCCAAAAGUAAACGUGUAGAAGGUUGGUUAAUGCACUGUGUCAUGUAAGCAUGUGCUUCGGUUACGUUCCAUGUCACUGCUAUGAUGUCUUGACCAGUGUUCUAAAAAGAUAUUUAAAAAUUCACUUGCGGGUGCCACGUUUACAGUAAAAGCCAGCCUCUCAGCAAAUUAGAGAUAGCAUAUUUAGGUGGGAGAAUUUUGUUCUUAGUAAGCAUCCGCCCAUCACUAAAUUCAUCCCAUGUACAAACCUACAAGCCUGUCUAACAGUUGCAGUCAAGAAUUGCUGCUUCAGCCUUAUUAUCUAGUUAGACUGGUAGUGCUCACUUGUCAGAUGUUGUAGGCAUCGUCGACCAAAACUAUAUAUGUCCUAGACUGGCUCCUAGUGACAAUUUUCCAAUAUUUUGAAAUGCCACAUUAAACGUAAUAGUGGCAUUCACAUGUAUGUGUGUGCGUGCGUGCGUGCGUCCGUGCGUGCGCGUGCGUGUGGAUUCUGUUGGUCUCUUGCUUUUUACUGUUGAUAUUAAUGAGGUUUAUACGGUUCUAUAUAGGGUAGGAAUAUGUAGACAUAGAGUAAGACCUGUUGUUGCGUACGCGUAUUGUGCGUUUGUGCAGUACAAGUUUAUGAAUUGUGUUGGUAUAUGACAUUUCUAGGUUGAUUUCGAUUCAUAAAAUCCGUCUAUAAUGUCUAGAAUGAUGUCGAAGACUAUAUGGCAUACGUGUGAGCUUUAGGUGUUUGCAAAUUGAUUGCAGCGAUUUGAGUUUCGUAUGAAGGGUGGGUUGUGAGAAACAAAUUCAUAUGAGUGUACAUCUUUCACAUUCCACUUAUGAUGAUGUAUUUCAGUGCCUUUGUUGUUAUGCACUGUAAGAAUGUCAGUGUCGUGUAAAUGUAAAUAUCUCUGUUGUGACCGUCUUUAACUGUCAAUUAUUUUGUUUCCAUAUCAGACCACAUAGUAACAUUCCAUGUAAUAUGUUGCGAAUAUGUAUAUGUCGAAAUUAUAUCGUAAAAUUUAUACGAGUGUCUAGUGACAGAACCCCACUUAAGAUUUGGUGGUCAUGAUAAUGAAUAGCACUUGUAUAAGUGUUUUUGUGGUGUGAGUUGUGGCUGAAUACAGUUUAUGUUAUGAACAUUUCUAGUAAUUGUAAAUAUCUCGGUUGCGUAUGGCUUGGCUGACCUUGUACAAUGGCCUACAGAGAAUACAGAAAAGGAGAGGAAAAUGAAAAUGAAGGGCAGCUUAUCUUAACGUCAGCAAACAGUUUGAAGUUUAGAGCAGGUGCAUGGUCUAACAGCUGAGCAGAUGCGGUUUUUAUGUCUAACUAUUUGACAAAGGAUGGGUUUAACAGGAUAUAUAUACAAUGAAGUUUUGCAGCUGCAUAGAUAUAUUGUUUUGUUUGUAUAUGUCUACCCACGUGAUAGGCAGAUCUAAGAAUUGUGUGAGGGCAAGUCCGUCCAAAGUGUGUGUGUGUUACCCCUUUUAAUCUAUAUUCGUAUUAAUUCGUGACUAUUUCAACUGGGGAAAGUGUUUGCCACACUUGAGAACAUUGACAUAUAGUCACGAAAGGUGGAUGGCUUCUUGACCCUUGGAUCUGCGGAUGCAACCACCACAGCUGAUGUCAUAUUACCAUAUCUGCUACAUGAAGUCUUGUUAAUCUCCAGAUAUAUUUUGAUGUAACGUUUUGGUAAUUACAUAACAUUUAUUAGUGUUACGAGAUUGUCCGAUGUAAUAUACCUCAUCAUGAGACUGGAACAACUAGUGUCCAUAGUGAUUAAAUAAACCUGUGCAUUAUGCUAUUAUGUA